Molecule: messenger RNA, 1800 nt
Organism: Besnoitia besnoiti
Lineage: Eukaryota; Apicomplexa; Conoidasida; Eucoccidiorida; Sarcocystidae
Exons: 2
Coding region: 1-1800 (599 amino acids)
Biological process (GO): transsulfuration
Cellular component (GO): mitochondrion
Molecular function (GO): thiosulfate-cyanide sulfurtransferase activity
Source: RefSeq, a predicted model, not a curated record
AUGGCAACUCACGAUUAUGCGCCGGGGUUCGUCUCCCCUGUGGUAACUCCGGCAGAGCUUGCGGAAGUCCUCCUGCGCUUUGGCUCGCCGACGCAGAAGACUCAGCUUGCCCAGGCGAUGCGGACGCGAACGGCUGGGAAAGACGCUCAGAAUGCAGACGUAGACGGAAAGUGCAAAGAGGAGAGCGUCGCAGAGGGAGAGGCCUCUCUGUCGAGGCAACCAGAAGCGACGUCGCGCCUGAACUUCCUCGCUUUGGGCGAGGAGACGCAGGGCAGACGUGUGUUCCUGUUUGACGCCUCCUGGACGCUGCUUCCAAUUUUCGGUGGGCGAGACAGCUUGAGGGAAUACCGCGAGGGUGCGAGGCUGCCGCAUGCAGUUUUUUUCGACGUCGAGGAGUGUAGCGACAUCGCCAGUCCCUACCCGCACAUGGUGCCGAGCGCGGUCCUGUUUGCACGCUAUUUGGAGGCGAAAACGCGAGAAUACCUCGCUCGCGCAUCUACGGGGGGAAGUUCAUGGGAUACCAGCCACGCGAGCAGCACUGCCGCGGAGAAGAAAGAGGGCGCUGUGGUGGACAUACAUUCGGACGUGUUUGUGGUGUACGACGGCGUCGGAGUCUUUUCCGCGCCGCGCGCCUACUUCAUGUUGAAGGCCUUCGGGUGCAAGCACGCGUUUGUCCUCGACGGCGGCAUCAAGCGCUGGCGCGCGGAGGGCUUCCCGGUGGAACUGGGUCCUUUGUCCGCCGACCUGUCUGCCGCCGGAAACGAGGACUCUUGGGGUUCGACGAGCCUUGGAGGGAAUGCGCCGGAGACUGCGGCCGCGCGUCACGAGGCAACUGUGAAACGCGAGACUGAGGAUCAAGACGUGCGCCCGACGCUGCCUGCGUCGCCGGUAAACGAGAAGGCGAACGCGAUGGUGGCAAGCAGCGUGGAGGCCUGCGCGCAGGCCGUCGCAGCGGCCGCGCGCGGCGACGUCGACGCCGCGAACGACGCGAGCGAGAGGGCAACUGAGGCAGCCUUCGACGCCGGCAGCCUCCGCAAGGAAGGUCUCCUGAAGGUUGCUCUCGACUCAGACCGCGUGGUCGAGUACGAAGACGUCGUUGCCCUGGUCGCUGGCGCGCGCGGCACUGUACGUACGCCCGAGGAGGGCGGCGUGGGCGUGGUGUUUCCCCUUCUCGUCGACGCUCGCCUGGCGGGUCGCUUCAAUGGCGUGCAGCCUGAGCCCCGGCCUUGCACGCCUUCGGGGCACAUGCCAGGGGCGAUCAAUCUGCCUUUCACGGAUGUGUUGCUUUCGCGGCAGUUCUACACAUCGCCUAAGGGGCGCGUCCUCGCGACGCAUGACCAGCUUUCGCCCUUCGCCACCGCGCCGACCGCGGAGGCCUUCGCGUGCCACGUCUUGAAGAGCCGUGUGGAGCUGAUAGAGGCGCUCCAUCCCGUCCUCGGCAAACUCGGGGACGACGCAUAUCUCCCAUCGAGGCGAGAUGAGCCUUCGAACGGCGAGGAGACGCGAAAACAAAUUCAGCUCAUCGUCACGUGCGGGAGCGGCAUGACGGCUUGCAUCAUCUACGUCGCCCUCGUGCAGGUCGGUGUGGACCCGCGCUGCGUGGCGCUGUACGACGGCAGCUGGACGGAGUACGCCGAGCGCCGCCUGCUGGAGGAGCGCGGCCGCGGCAUUUGCCCAUCCCUGAGUGCAGAAGACGCAGAAAACUGGCGCCGAAAGAUUCUGCAGGCGCGGCUUGCUGGCGAACCCGCCGGCGCGUUUCACGUAGUCCCGGGCGAAAGCAUCUCCGAGGCAGUUGCGUGA